GCCGGGCGGGCGGCGAUGGAUGGGCAGCCCCCGGCGGGCCCCGCCGCGCCGCGCUGGAGGCGGCGAGCGACCCCCCGCCCGCAGCCGCUGGCCUGGAGCAAGCCGCGGCCGCAGUCGUACCAGAGCCCCAGCGGAGUGCUCGUCACCGACUUCCCCGUGGAGGACAGGUGCGCCUUCUCCGUGACUCAGCCCGCCGGCACCGGCACCCCCUCGCCCGGCAGCCCCGCCAUGGGAUCGGUGUCCAACGGGACCGUGCGGCCGCCGGGCUCCCCCGCGCUGUCCCCGGAGCGGCGCUCCCGGGUGCUCGCCCUGGCUCCGGACAGCCCCGUCGGUUCGACCGCCAACGGCACCAUCUCCCCGCCGGGCAGCGGGCAGGCCCGCCGGCCGCGGCCGCCCAGGACCGCGGGGCUGGCCCCGCAGCAGGAGUGGAUCGUGUUCGGAGCCAGCGCUCAGCCCGCACCGUGCCCCGGGGCUGCCGAGCCCCCGGAGCCGCCGGGUGGAUCCCCCGGGAGCGGCCGGGCUGCCGAGCCCCCGGAGGUGCCGGGUGGAUCCCCCGGGAGCGGCCGGGCUGCCGGGCCCCCGGAGGUGCCGGGGGGCUCCCCCGGGCGCGGCCGGGCUGCCGGGCCCCCGGAGGUGCCGGGGGGCUCCCCCGGGCGCGGGCCGCCGGCCGUGCCGGGCGCGGAGCCCCCCGCGCUGCUGAGCACGCACAGCCCCGCGGCGCGCAGAGUGGGCUCGCAGCAGCUGAUCCCCCGCAGCCUGGCCGAGAGCCGGCCCCCGGGCCGCGCCCAGGGCCACGAGCGGGGCCUCAAGGUGCGCAGCCUGGUGGAGACCCCCCGGCCGCCCCCGGGCAGCGACCCCGAGGACGAGCCCGAGGGCGGCCCGGGCGCGCUGCGGCGCGGGCUGCGCUCCACGUCCUACCGCCGGGCCGUGGUCAGCGGCGUGGACCUGGACGGCUCCGCCAACUGCAAGAAGAAAAACAGAAUGUCCCAGCCCAUCCUGAAAGCGGUGGUUGAAGAUAAAGAGAAGUUCUCGAGCCUGGGGAGGAUAAAGAAGAUGCUGAAAGGACAAGGGACAUUCGAUGGGGAAGAAAAUGCUGUAUUAUAUCAGAACUAUAAGGAAAAAGCUCUGGACAUAGAUUCUGAUGAAGAGUCUGAGCCCCAAGAGCAGAAGUUGGAUGACAAGGUUGUUUUUCACUAUAAGCCCCUGAGGUCAACGUGGAGCCAGCUCUCUGUGGUGAAGAAGAAUGGCCUGUCAGAAGCCAUCAGCCAGGAGGAAAGGAAGAGACAGGAGGCAAUAUUUGAGGUGAUAUCUUCUGAGCACUCCUAUUUGCUGAGCCUGGAGAUUCUGAUCCGGAUGUUUAAAAAUUCCAGGGAACUGAGCCUCACAAUGACCAAAACAGAGAGCCACCACCUCUUCUCCAACAUCACAGAUGUUUAUGAGGCAAGCAAAAAGUUCUUUGAAGAGCUGGAGGCCAGGCACCAGAGCAACAUUUUCAUCGAGGACAUCAGCGACAUCGUGGCGAGGCACGCGGGCUCCACCUUCGACCCCUACGUGAAGUACUGCACCAACGAGGUGUACCAGCAGCGCACCCUGCAGAGACUGCUAGCCACAAACCCAGCCUUUAAGGAGGUGCUGUCCCGGAUCGAGUCCCACGAGGAUUGCCGGAACCUGCCCAUGAUCUCCUUCCUCAUCCUCCCCAUGCAGAGAGUCACUCGUCUGCCCUUGCUGAUGGAUACUAUUUGCCAGAAAACCCCAAAAGAUUCAGCAAAAUAUGAGAACUGCAAGCAGGCUCUGAAAGAAGUCAGCAAGCUCGUGCGUCUGUGCAACGAGGGCGCCCGCAAGAUGGAGAGGACGGAGAUGAUGUACACCAUUAACUCCCAGCUGGAAUUCAAAAUCAAGCCAUUUCCAUUGGUUUCCUCUUCUCGGUGGUUGGUGAAAAGGGGUGAAUUAACAGCAUAUGUAGAAGACACUGGACUUUUUUCCAAAAGAACCUCUAAGCAGCAGGUUUACUUUUUCCUCUUCAAUGAUGUCCUCAUCAUCACCAAGAAGAAGAGUGAGGAGAGUUACAACGUGACGGAGCACUCGCUGCGGGAGCAGCUGCUGGUGCUGCCCUGUGACGGGGAGGAGCCCGGCCCCGGCUCCUCUCCCGGGAAGAGCGCGGCGGGGAUGCUGCACCCCGGCAGGAGCUCUGCACCCCACCUCUUCAGGCUCGUGCUGCUCAGCAACCACGCCGGGGACAGGGUGGAGAUGCUCCUGGGAGCAGAGACGCAGAGUGACAGAGCCCGCUGGAUCAGAGCGCUGGGCCAGGACAGCGACGGGCAGCACACGGACAGGACCACACUGGCCCAGGUGGAGACCAUCAGAACGUACACAGCCAAGCAGGCCGAUGAGCUCUCUCUGCAAGUCGCUGAUGUCGUUCUGGUUUAUCAAAAAGUGAAUGAUGGCUGGUACGAGGGGGAGCGCCUGCGGGACGGCCAGAGGGGCUGGUUCCCCUCGGAGUGUGCCAGGGAGAUCACCUGCAGGGCCACCCUGGACAAGAACAUGGAGCGCAUGGGGCGCCUGCUGGGGCUGGAAACCAACGUGUAGCCUGCUCCUCACCCCAGCUGGGGCUGCUCUGGGACAGGGGACAGCAGAGCCACAGCCCAGCCAGCAGCAUGCUGGAGACUCAGGAUCCCUGCUCUGACCGCUCCGAGCUGAGCCCUGGCCCCAGCAGCAGCACCUUGCAGCAUUGUCCUGGGCCCUCUUGCAGCUCCUGCCUCCUUACGCCCUUGCUCCAUCUGGUUUUGAGCAUCUGAAGUUGUUUCCAGCAGUCUGGGUGUCCUGCUCCUGAGGAGCUGCAGCCCCAGACCCUGUGCCACGGGACACUUGCCCUCGUGUCAGCAGCCCUGGCCCCUGAACUCGAGUGCCAGCUCUGCCCUCUGUGAAGGCUGGCCUCCCUCUCCAGGGCAGGUGCAGGGCUGGCCCCAGCCUGGCACAGGCAGAGCUGGCACCACCUCGUGAGGACUCUGCAGCUGCACCUCCCUGAGGCUGCUCAGACUGCUCCAAGGUCUGCUGUGGGCAAAGGAUUCCUGCAAGCCAGAAAAAGGUACCAGGCUCUGCAGAGCAGGUGCUGCUGCUCCAUCCUAGCACAGGGAUUUUACUGCACAGUAACUGCUGGCAGCAGGGGCGGUUGUUUCUGGUUCCCUCAGCUGUUGACUGAGGUCCUGCACUUCCCUUAGUGCUUCAGAACAGCACUCAGGUGAUGAGGAGAACAUGAACUGCACUCCCUGCUCUGGGAACACAUGCCCUCGUGGCUGAGCAGAGUUCAGGGCAGGUGGCUGGAGAGAGGUGUGAGUGUGGAUGAGAAAACCCCUCCUUUUUAAGGACCAGCUGCUGCCUCAGCAGUGUAGAAACAGGGGACAACUUGUACUACCAAGGCUUUCUUCCUGUUGCCUUCCCCAGCCUCUGCUGGUUUUUAUGCUGCAAGAUGCUGAUUUGAGUGGUGAGUGAAUUGAGUGUUUGUAAAGAUGUGUAGCUCUAAUAAUUUAAACUACAUUAGCAAGGCAGUAAUUUUGUACAAAAAUACUCACCUGAACAGUGUGACAGUGGUUAUACAGCCCUGCAAAUUAAUUUAUAAGUGGACUGAUAAAAUAGUAAUGAAACUGUAAAUUGAACAAAGACUUAUUUAACAUAGUAAAAACACUGCUACUGUUUUAACGAAUUUUACUGUACACGUGUGGAUGUUUAACACAUAACUGAAUGUAUAAAUCCAGGCAUUAAUUUUAUUCAGAUUUUUUUAAUGCACUGUAUAUAUUUUUCAUACCUAGUUUUUCCAAAAAUGCUGUAAUGUUUUGUAAAGACAUUUUUCAUUUUUCCUAUUGUUGGACACAAUUCUUCAGGAAUUAAAAGACUUCUGUGAUUUUAUAGGACAACAAUCAAUAAAGUGCUUUUAAAUCCUUACUAAAAAAA
Molecule: messenger RNA, 3948 nt
Organism: Haemorhous mexicanus (house finch)
Lineage: Eukaryota; Metazoa; Chordata; Aves; Passeriformes; Fringillidae
Gene: ARHGEF26
Product: Rho guanine nucleotide exchange factor 26
Exons: 14
Coding region: 16-2586 (856 amino acids)
Biological process (GO): activation of GTPase activity
Molecular function (GO): protein binding; guanyl-nucleotide exchange factor activity
Source: RefSeq, a predicted model, not a curated record